AUGAAACGUCUCCAGAGAAACCCUUUAAAGCACACACAAGACUGUAAGCCAAAUACUGAAGGUGAAUCAAUUGGCACACCGGUAGUCAAGAAAAUAAAAUUAAAUAUUAAACCUUGGCUCAAAAUCCCACCACUUGACGAAGGGGAAACUGAAGAUACCAUGAAGGAAAAGACUCAGCAACUAAAGAAAAUCUGCCGAAUUGCACGUCCAGAUCAAACCUUGGUAAAGUCACUGAUGUCAUCAACAUAUCCUGUCAGACGAAAAAUGAUUCUUGAAGGGACCGAGAGCGUGGAUAGUUUGUUGAAACUCUUUCCUCCAUUGCUGCAACAUAUUCAUCUGAAGCAAGAAAUGUGCCGAGUCAUGGGGGACAAAGAUGUCACAAGAUUAAUGAAGGAACGCUUAAUUGAUACAUGGCUUCCAAAAAUAUUAUCCUAUGUACAGAAGAGUGAAAAGUCCUCAUUCAAGAAAUUGGUGGAAGAGAUGGACUCGGCGAUUUCUGAAGAUAAACUCAGUCCAACCGAGUGCAACCACAGAACAGCAAUUUUCGCCAUUACUAAUUACCUACUACGGUGUGGGGGUGGAAGGAAGAACAGCGGGGAAGAGAAGGUCCUCAUGCUACUAAAGACCAACGAUAACAUGGAUGCUUUGAUUAAAAACGCAAUUUCGCCCAUCGUUUUAUUGAGUGGGUUAGAUCUUUAUCAUCUAGAUCUAAUCUACAUUGCAGGGGAACAUAAAUUGCUGUGUGACCUGAGUAAAGACGACAAACUUGUGGAUGCUUUAGUUGCGUUGAUAUCGUGUUAUUAUGUGUAUGAUUUUGACUACACCAUGGUCAAAAACGUCAUGAUUUUCCUUGAGCAUGCAAUGUUAAGCAUUGAACCUUCUAAAAUGCCAGUACGAGUGACGGAGGUAGUGCAUGCUAUGAUGGCCAUCGAACAAAACAAUGAGUAA
Dendronephthya gigantea is the source of this 948-nucleotide messenger RNA. RefSeq lists its product as uncharacterized. The record is from RefSeq and is a predicted model, not a curated record. Bases 1 to 948 code for a protein of 315 amino acids. The transcript has 4 exons. NCBI's taxonomy places the organism in Eukaryota, Metazoa, Cnidaria, Anthozoa, Malacalcyonacea, Nephtheidae.